AUGAAUGACGCUAAAGCCGGCAACGGCAACGAGAAGCUCGUAGUGGAGGUAGUGGGGGCACACAAUCUCAUGCCAAAAGAUGGUGAAGGCUCUUCUUCUCCUUUCGUGGAAGUCGAGUUCGAGAACCAACGUCUCCGAACUUUGGUGAAGACCAAAGACUUAAACCCCAUCUGGAACGAGAAGCUCGUCUUCCAUGUUAUCGACGCCAACGACCUCGCCAACAAAACCCUAGAUAUCAGCGUUUUCAACGAGAAGCGUUCCUCCAACACCAGAAACUUUCUGGGUAAAGUUAGGGUUUUGGGGUCUAGCAUUGGAAGAGAAGGAGAAUCAGUUGUUCAGCUGCACACGCUCGAAAAGAGAAGCCUUUUCUCGCACGUGCGAGGUGAAAUCAGCGUCAAACACUACCUCACCACAAUGGCGGAGAACGGUGAGAAUCUUCGCCGGGUUAGCGGGUCGGGUGGGUCAAAGAAAAGCAAGAAAGUACAGAAUUUGAGCUCUUCCAUGUCGAUUCAACAACAGCAGCAGCAACAGCAACAGAUAUCUCUUCACAAUCACAACAGAGGAAAUCAGCAACAGAAUCAGCAGAAUGGUCAAGGACAGAUGAUGCUUCCGUUAUAUCCGAACCAAGGUGAGAUAAAGCCUCUCGUGAUAACCGCUCUUCCCACUCCAAUGCCCGGACCAGGACCCAGACCCGUCACUUACCCAAACGGCUCCAAUGAGUUUUCACUCAAGGAGACAAAGCCUCGUCUUGGAGGAAGUGGUAGUGGUGUUGGCGGUUUGAGUAGUCACAAGGACAAGACAAGCUCAACUUACGAUCUGGUUGAGCAAAUGCAGUAUCUCUAUGUUAGAGUCGUGAAAGCUAAAGACUUGUCUGUAUCCGGCGAUGUCGUGUCGGAAGUGAAAUUGGGUAAUUACAGGGGAGUCACUAAAAAAGUGAGCUCGAAUUCGAAGAACCCCGAGUGGAACCAAGUUUUCGCCUUUUCUAAAGAAACCAUUCAAUCCUCUGUAGCUGAGAUUUUCGUCAAAGAAGGUAACAGAGACGAGUAUACGGGUCGGGUCUGGUUCGACUUAAGUGAAAUCCCAACCCGGGUUCCUCCGGAUAGUCCGUUAGCUCCGCAAUGGUACAAAAUAGAGAGCAGAAACGGCGGUAGAGGCGGCGGAGAGCUUAUGGUUUCGGUGUGGUUUGGGACUCAAGCUGACGAGGCCUUUGCUGAGUCAUGGCAUUCAAAGGCUGGAAAUGUUCACAUUGAAGGACUUUCGUCAAUCAAAUCGAAGGUUUACUUGUCUCCUAAGCUUUGGUACCUUAGGGUUUCAGUGAUCGAGGCUCAAGAUGUUGCAAUCAUGGACAAAGGACCAGGUCUCAUGCGGUUCCCGGAGCUUUCCGCAAAGCUGCAAGUGGGGAAUCAGAUUCUUCGGACUGCGGUCUCGUCUCCAAACCCAACGCAGAGCUUUUCGAAUCCGUAUUGGAACGAGGAUUUGAUGUUUGUGGUAGCAGAGCCGUUUGAGGAUUACAUUACAGCUAUCGUUGAGGAUCGUGUGGGUGGUGGUGCUAUGGGAGGACAAAACGACGUCGGUGUCGGGAGGGUUCAGAUUCCGGUUUCUGCUGUUGAGAGACGAACCGGGGACAAACCAGUUGGUUCAAGAUGGUUCAGCUUAGAUAAUGGUAGCAACAACAACCGGUUUGGUUCAAGGAUCCAUCUCAGAUUGUCACUAGAUGGUGGCUACCAUGUUUUGGAUGAGGCUACAAUGUACAGUAGUGAUGUUAGACCGACAGCGAAAGAGCUAUGGAAACCGCAAGUUGGGCUUUUAGAGAUUGGGAUUCUCAGUGCCACGGGUCUGAUGCCAAUGAAGGUUAGAGACGGGAAAGGCGGUGGAACAGCAGACUCGUACUGUGUGGCUAAGUACGGGCCAAAAUGGGUCAGAACAAGAACCAUCGUGGACAGUCUUUGUCCGAAAUGGAAUGAGCAGUACACUUGGGAAGUUAACGACCCGUGCACGGUUGUAACAGUGGGUGUGUUCGAUAACGCACGUGUGGAUGGGAACAAUGGUAACUCGCGCGAUGCACGGAUUGGGAAGGUUCGGAUUAGGUUGUCGACGCUAGAGACGGGAAGGGUUUACACGCAUUCGUACCCGUUGAUUGUGUUGCACGCUACGGGAGUGAAGAAAACGGGUGAGCUUCACUUAGCGGUUAAGUUAUCGUGCGGUAACGCUGUAAACAUGCUUCAGAUGUACACGUUACCGCUGCUUCCUAAGAUGCAUUAUACACAGCCGUUAGGCGUUCAUAUGAUUGAGCGUUUGCGGUAUCAGACGCUAAACGCGGUGAUCGCGAGGUUGAGUAGAGCUGAGCCGCCAUUGGGUCGUGAGGUUGUGGAAUACAUGCUUGAUCACGACUUACAUGUUUGGAGUAUGAGAAGGAGCAAGGCUAACUUUUUCAGGCUUGUAAACGUGAUUUCCGGUUUGGUCGCGGUUGCGAGAUUGGUUGAAGUUAUGAGAAGUUGGACUAAACCGGUAUGCUCAACGGUUUUCGUUGUGGUGUUCUUGUUUGUGGUUUUGUAUCCGGAGCUUAUAUUACCGGGUUUGUUUCUCUACGCGGCUGCGGUUGGUGUUUGGCGUUUUAGGCGGCGGCCUAGACAUCCUCCACACAUGGACGCGCGCAUAUCGCACGCGGAGACCGUGUUUCCCGAUGAGCUUGACGAAGAGUUUGACACGUUUCCGACGAGCAGGGGAUUUGAGGUUGUGAGAAUGAGGUACGAUCGUGUCAGGAGCAUCGCCGGGAGGAUUCAGAUGGUGGUUGGUGACAUGGCGAGUCAGGGAGAGAGAGCGCAGGCGUUGCUGAGCUGGCGUGAUCCACGAGCUACGUUUCUCUUCUUGGUGUUGUGCUUAUUUGCAGCGGUUGGAUUUUACAUGGUGCCGCUUAAGUUGACAGUGGCUGUUUCUGGUUUGUAUUAUCUGAGACCGCCUCGAUUUAGGAGGAAGCUACCGUCGCGUGGGCUCAGCUUCUUUAGGCGGUUGCCGUCAAGAGCCGAUAGCUUGCUUUAG
Microthlaspi erraticum is the source of this 3039-nucleotide messenger RNA. NCBI's taxonomy places the organism in Eukaryota, Viridiplantae, Streptophyta, Magnoliopsida, Brassicales, Brassicaceae. The record is from the annotation of a GenBank genome assembly.